CAAGCGUGAACAUCAAAAUAUCGGAAUGGUCACUAAAAUUUUGAUUUUUGUUGCCGCUUUUCUCCUGGUUUCUUCAGAACAUCAUACUGAAAUUUCAUCUGCUUCUCUGCAUACAAAUAGUUCACCAAAACAAAUCAUUUUUAAGCCGUUUGGAGAAUAUUAUGGAGAAACCAAAAAUGGCACGAGAUAUAAGAAAAAAUACUAUUUCUUCGAACAUUUUAAAUCAACAUGGAUUAAUGCUAAAAUAAUAUGUAAAGCAUUUAAUUUGGAAUUGGCAACAUUUGAAACUAAAGAUGAAGCUGAUAAUUUUCUCAAAAAAACUGCAGCAAUUAAACAUUUUCAAGACAAUAAUGAAGCCUAUGUUUUAGUUGAUGGGAUGACAUUCAUGUCUGAGUUACCAAUGCAUUUUUAUUGGACAAAUUCAGGCUUGAAAAUUCCAUAUAACUUGACAUGGGCUGAAGGAGAACCAACCAAUGGUUAUAAAGAUGAAAAUUGCUUAUCGAUAGGAAGAGCAAAUAAGAAUGAAACUUUGGGAUUCAAUGAUAUUAACUGUAAUGAAAAUGUAGCUGAAUUUCUAUGCCAACAGACUAUGUUGAUACAGUAAACCUUUUAAUUAUUGAAAUUAUAAAUCCACAAAUUUCCAAAUAAACAAUCUCAAUUCUUUCCUCAAAUCGCAUUGAGU
Molecule: messenger RNA, 682 nt
Organism: Chironomus riparius
Lineage: Eukaryota; Metazoa; Arthropoda; Insecta; Diptera; Chironomidae
Source: the annotation of a GenBank genome assembly